AUGGGACGGUUCGCAGCACUGCAGGUUCUCGAGGAUGGCCUGCUCUUAGACUACCUCUUGCGGGCGCUCACCUUCGACGACCUGUGCGUCCUCUGCCAGUGCGAUGGCAACCUGGCGCGGCAGCUGGCAAGCAGCCGUUUCUGGCUCCACGCCGCCAUCGCCGAGGCGCCUUUCCUCCGGCUGGAGCCUUCCUGCUUCAAGCGAGAGGAGCACGCCGGCGUGAUCCGCGCGCUGCGAGUCCUGAGGAAGGCCGUCCCAGCUCGGGGCCUCAGUGCGCCGCUGGGCUCGGCCAGCGGCAUCGAGGAGCUGGCCAGCGCCGUGAGUGCUGCCUCCCUCGCCUCGGCUCUCCACAAGCAGCGCCACAGGGGCUUCGCGGCGCCAGUGGUCGGCCUUCUACGGUGGCAGGACGAGGCAGCGCUGCUGAGCGCGAUGUCCCCGGCCGAGCCGAAGGUGGGCGAGUUCUGCCUCUCGGCGCCCAUCUCGUUGCCGCUGCGGGAGUCCCAGCAGCUCGCGGCCUUCCUGGGCCUCAGCGCCGCCGCCCUCGGGCCGCCGCUGCCCAUGCGGCUCGUCUUCGCCUGGAGGGCCGGCCGGCUGCUGGCCGCCGUGUCCAUGGGCGGGCUGGUGCCGAACCGGCUCCAGCUGCCGGAGCCCGCCGCCUCUCCGGCGCCGCCCCCGCUCACCUCGAAGCUCGUCCAGGUGACCAUCCGGUGCCUCGACCCGCAGCUGCCGCUGGCCGGGGCCCCGCUGACGGUGCCAGUGGGCAGGCAGUGGGUGGCCGUGCCCCUGGAGCUGCCCCCGAGGUGCCGAGCCGCAGCCGCGGCGGCGAUGGUGCGCGGGGCGCUCCUGGUCGUGGCUCUGACGGACCUGGAGAGGGUGCGCGUGCCGCUGUCGCUCAACUCCCUGCACCUGCACCCCCUGCGCGGCGAUCGCGAGGCGUGA
Messenger RNA from Prorocentrum cordatum, 939 nucleotides. Lineage: Eukaryota; Dinophyceae; Prorocentrales; Prorocentraceae. The record is from the annotation of a GenBank genome assembly.